AUGCCGAUUUUGACGGGCUGUUGCUGUUUCGGUAGUUUAAAAAAUGGAAGUAGAGCCAGUGCCGUAUUCACGUUGGUGUCCGCCAUUAUAAACAUCAUCAUUGAUAUUGUAGCGCUAAAAAAAAUGUAUUGGUUCAUCACUGAGAAAGAACCCCAAGAAAAAUAUCUCUAUCUACCACCCGGUAUAGUGGCAUUGGUGAGCAUAGAACUCGUUUCCAGCAUCGCCAUGAUUCCCGUUUCCUUGGUUUUGCUCAUUGGAAUCAAUUAUGCCUAUGAGGGUAGGAAGAUGAUAUUUGCCUGGAUUGGCUUCAUGUGCGUUGACCGAAUGUACGACUUCUUCCUCGGCGUCUACACGCUCGCCUGGAUUGGCGGACACAGAUUUAGGGAUGUUUUAUACACUGUACCUGAAUCAAUUGUCGUGUCAGUUUAUUGGCUUAUCGACAGCAUCAUCUUAAUUGCCGCCAUAUUGUGCGUCAUUUCUUACUGGCAAGAAUUAAAAGAUUACCUAUUUGGUAAAGAACGAAGAGUCAAGCACUACAACAAGUUGGCCAACAUCAGACAAGCGGCACUAAGUGGACAGAACACGCCAUAUAAGAGUUAUUAUUCAUCAAGGUCUCUUCUGGCUCUCGACCAAUCGCAACACUCUCUAAAUUUUGCCUGA
Helobdella robusta is the source of this 660-nucleotide messenger RNA. RefSeq lists its product as hypothetical. The record is from RefSeq and is a predicted model, not a curated record. The transcript has 6 exons. Bases 1 to 660 code for a protein of 219 amino acids. Lineage: Eukaryota; Metazoa; Annelida; Clitellata; Rhynchobdellida; Glossiphoniidae.